ACUCAAUUUCCUUUUCUGCAAGUUAGUUCCUUAGAGCAAUAUAUGACGACACUGAAUUUUUAUUCAGCAAAUAACCAUGCUUGCUUGCUUGCUUCAGCAUUAUUAUAAGUAUAGAAGAUUAGAAGAAGAGCAACACACCCAAAUUAUCUCAUCAAACUCCAUCAUCCAUGGCUAGAGCAAAUGCCACCCUUCCUAUCAGUUUCUUCAAGAUUAUUCUUCAAACCAAUCUUCAAACUAUUAAAAUACCAAAUAAAUUUACAAAGAUUCAUGGAGCAAGUCUCCCAAAUCCAGUGAUGAUGAAGCCUCCUGAUGGCACAAAAUGGAAAGUGUUUUGGAAAAACAUCAAUGGUGAGAUAUGGUUUCAAAAGGGUUGGAGUAUUUUUACUAAAAACUACUCUCUACAACAUGGUUGUUUGGUAGUGUUUAAGUAUAAGGAAGGAAGUUCAGAGUUAGAUGUAAUCAUACUUGGCCAGAAUGCAGUAGAAAUCGAUUAUGGUUUUUCAUGUAACACUCUUGAUGAAACUGAAAACCUUGGCCAUAGUGAUGAUGAAUCAGUUGAGAUUUUAAAUGACGAUGAUGAAUCAUUUGAGAUUUUGAAGGAUAAGAAGGCUAGACAGAAGUCACCUUUAGUUUCUCCUAGACCACAUAAAAAAGUUAGAGGUGAGAUUAAGGAGACUAGUGGAAAAAAUACAUCAUUGAAUUGUCCAAGAGGAAAGAGAGCUCAAGAAGUAGCUGCAAAGUUCAUCUCUAGCAAUCCUUUUUUCACUAUUCUCAUAAAACCUAAUCAUCUCAGAGAUUAUCGGAUGAGUGUACCAAAUCUCAAAGGAAUUAUUGAGGAUAAAGAGAAGUAUCUGAUUCUGAAGAAUGAGAAAAUGUUGUGGAAUGUGAAAUUGCUUUGUUCCAAGAAGAAUUCAAACGAACGCUUCCUAUCAGCUGGUUGGUCCUUAUUUGCACGUGAAACUGGACUGCAAUCAGGAGAUGUUUGUGUUUUUGAACUGAUGAACAAAGAGGAUUUAGUUUUUAAAGUUCAUGUUUUCUGAAGGGAAAGUUAAUUUAUCUGUUUGAAGUUGUUGUUUUGAGUGAAAGUAAGUUUAGCUUUAGUUGGAAUUGUGCUUUAUUAGGUAACUGGAUCUGU
Vicia villosa (hairy vetch) is the source of this 1135-nucleotide messenger RNA. Its product is annotated as B3 domain-containing transcription factor VRN1-like. The coding region runs from base 168 to 1040 and encodes 290 amino acids. NCBI's taxonomy places the organism in Eukaryota, Viridiplantae, Streptophyta, Magnoliopsida, Fabales, Fabaceae. The record is from RefSeq and is a predicted model, not a curated record. The transcript is spliced from 4 exons. Gene Ontology annotation, molecular function: DNA binding.